AUGGUUUUUGAGAUGAAGAAUAAUAAGAAAAAUCCUCAAGUGUUCAUCAGUUUCCGGGGCAAAGACGAGCGACAUAAAUUAGUUCCUUAUCUCAAAUAUCAUUUGAACAAUAACAGCGUGAAUGUGGUCAUGGACAACGACGCUACCGGAGAGCCGGUGAAGAAUCUCUUCAAAUAUAUAAGAAACUCGCGGAUCGUGAUCGUCAUCUUCUCCGUAAGCUACUUGGAGUCAAAGUGCUGUUUGGACGAGCUCGUGGAGAUCAUGAAAUGUUUAGAGACGGAGAAGCUUAAAGUAGUCAUACCAAUCUUCUAUAAGGUCAAACCUUCCCACGUUAAGACACAGACCGGAGAUUUCGGCAAAAGGUUUGUUGCCUUGCAGCACAAGCAUCCCGAAUCUGUCAACAAAUGGAAAGAAGCUCUGGAAGUCGUCGCUAGAUAUAUCGGAUUGACUUAUGAAAAUAAGAGUUCACUUUCAGAGUUGGAUUUCGUCAUGAAAAUAGUCCAGAGUGUUGAAAACAUUUUAACUUCUGAUCAUGAAAAUAAGAUAUUAGAAGGAGAAACAUCAAAUCCCUCUGAGUUCGAUGCCAAGGUCCUCAAGGACUUAUACAAGCUUCUCCACUUGUCAAAAACAUUGGAAGCUCUGAAUCUUGAAAGAUCUUGUCAUCAUCAAGGCUUCAUGUUUAGCCCUGCAUGGAACGAUCUUAUCUCUUCGAUGCAGAGUAGCAACAACAGCUUCAAGAUUUCUUCAAAUGAAAAAAAUAUUCAGAGCUUGGAAACACUAGGAGAUGAAUCAGUAGAGAACGCUACAAACUGGCUUGCCCUUCAGAUGAUGACCGAGCAGAAACAACCUGCGUUGAUCUUUACAAACUGGGACAAAAUCGAUCGAGAGGCGAAGAACAGUAUCAUAUACUCUGCACGCAAGAAAAAACAGAUGAUGUCUCAGAUCCUCAAAGGCUGUAAUAGGGAUGUUGAUUUGAAGCCUUCUUAUGGUAAUUGUCCUUCUUUCGUCGAAGUACAAAGAUGGGAUCGGAUCUUGGAACAUAAGGCGCCUCGAGAUUGGCAUCGCCGUGAUCUUAGACGAUCCAUCUCAUAUCGUGACAAUAGAGAUCGAUGUUACCCUUUAGCUUGUAAGUUCAGAUCUUUGAGUUUAGACCUGAUUUCUGACUAUAGUGACUAA
Molecule: messenger RNA, 1176 nt
Organism: Microthlaspi erraticum
Lineage: Eukaryota; Viridiplantae; Streptophyta; Magnoliopsida; Brassicales; Brassicaceae
Source: the annotation of a GenBank genome assembly